Contarinia nasturtii (swede midge) is the source of this 1030-nucleotide messenger RNA. Its product is annotated as protein takeout-like. NCBI's taxonomy places the organism in Eukaryota, Metazoa, Arthropoda, Insecta, Diptera, Cecidomyiidae. Bases 54 to 839 code for a protein of 261 amino acids. The record is from RefSeq and is a predicted model, not a curated record. The transcript is spliced from 3 exons.
AAAUUUCACAUUCAGUUACCAUUUGGUUGUCGAUUGAAUUGAAGCUCGUGAAAAUGCAUUUUUUAAUUAGAUUUUUUGCUCUAUUGAGCUUCUUCAUAAAUUAUCGUGAAUUGGCUGCGGUUUCAUCAUCCAUACCAAAAGGCCAAAAUAUUCCGCAAAUUCUGAAACAGUGCCAGAAAAAUGAUCCCAAGUUAAAUGAGUGCUUGAAAAAUGCCAUCGAAUCGGUUCGCCCAAACUUAGCUAAAGGUAUUCCCGAGCUAUUGAUUCCAAAAUGUGAGCCGUUAAAAGUUCCCGAAAUUCGAAUCAUACAAAAUGCGGGCGCCAUUAGAGUUGAAUCACAAUACAACGAUGUCAUUAUUCAUGGUUUGUCAAAUUUCACAUUGCGCGAUAUUAAUGUUGAUCCCGUGUCGAAACGUUUUCGUGCCGAUUUAUGGUUUCCGCAUCUUCAAAUGACAUCGAAUUACAUUAUACAAGGCAAAGUACUUCUCAUGCCGUUGGUUGGGAAUGGCUUGGCAACCGGAAAUUUCAGCGAUGUCGAUGCGACCAUAACAAUAAAAAAGAAAGACAGCUCAGAUGUUGACCGUGCACAUGAAAACAGUGAGAAAAUUGGUGAUAUUAAAGUGGAAUUCAAUAUUGGCAGCGCUUCCGUAAAAUUGGAUAACUUAUUUAAUGGCGAACCAGAAAUAGGUGAAAUGAUGAAUGGCUUUUUGAAUAACAAUUGGCGUGAGAUCACGGCAGAAAUUCGACCGGCACUAGCAGAAUCAAUUGAACGCAUCUUAUACGGUAUAGCAAAUCAAUUGGACAAAAAGUACGGUUUAAACAAUAUUUUGCAAGAAUAACUUCAUAUCAAUUAGCUAUAAAAGAGAUAAAUUUCGUGCCCAAAAAACAAUGUUCGGUUUUCUCUUAUAUCUUGUCUCAGUAAAUAAGUUAAAAAUAUAAUACAGUGCACGUUACUCGCUAAAUAAGAGUCUUAAAUCUGUAUAUAAAUAACGAAUAAAAUUUAAAAAUGAUCUAGCCUAAUUAAUUUUGU